Molecule: messenger RNA, 1358 nt
Organism: Anolis carolinensis (green anole)
Lineage: Eukaryota; Metazoa; Chordata; Lepidosauria; Squamata; Anolidae
Gene: parl
Product: presenilin associated rhomboid like
Exons: 10
Coding region: 93-1160 (355 amino acids)
Cellular component (GO): membrane
Molecular function (GO): serine-type endopeptidase activity
Source: RefSeq, a predicted model, not a curated record
GUCACCCGGCUACGUCGAUACGGCCUCUUUCAAGAUGGCGUGCAGGCGCAUCCUCUGACCCGGAAGCAUUGGUUGGGAAGGAGGGGAAGAAAAUGGCGUGGAGCUGUUGUGCCCCAGUGAGGCAGGAAUUGUGGGGCUGUCGGAGCCGGGCACGAAGGUUUACUUUGUAUCCAUAUACACAACAGAGAAAUGGGUUCAGAAGACAAGCACAGAAGAGUGAUCCUCAUAGCUCAAAUGUGGAAGCUGGUACUAAACCACAGAAAAGUGGUUUGUCUCCUACAGUUCAGGACCCAGCCUUUCAAAAGUCUUCUCAUUCAGUGAAGAAGCUUGUGAAGCCGCUCAUCUUUACAGUUGGGUUUUCAGGCUGUGCUUUUGGAUCAGCGGCUAUUUGGCAAUAUGAACAUCUCAAAGCUAGGGUCCAGAACUAUUUUGAAGAUGCUCGAGCAGAUUGGAUGGACAGAAUACGACCACAGAAAAGGCUGAAAUUCAGAAAGCAGGUUAAGCUCUGGUGGGACAGUCUGAGCCGCGGUCAAAGGGCUGUGUCAGGCAUAAUAGCUGCAAAUGUCUUAGUAUUCUGUUUAUGGCGGAUACCUUCUUUGCAUCGUAUAAUGAUCACAUACUUCACAUCUAAUCCCGCUUCUCAUGCUUUAUGUUCUCCCAUGUUGCUGUCAACAUUUAGUCAUUUCUCGUUUCUGCACAUGGCAGCCAACAUGUAUGUUUUGUGGAGCUUUUCAACCAGCAUAGUUUCUCUUCUGGGACGUGAGCAGUUCAUGGCGUUAUACUUCUCUGCUGGGGUUGUUUCCACAUUUGCCAGUUAUGCCUGCAAAAUAGCCACAGGAAGAUUUGGUCCAUCACUUGGAGCUUCAGGUGCUAUAAUGACAGUCCUUGCAGCAGUAUGUACGAAGAUACCAGAAGCCAAGCUAGCUAUAAUAUUUCUUCCGAUGUUCACAUUCACAGCUGGAAAUGCUUUGAAAGCCAUUAUUGCACUGGACAGUGCGGGGCUUUUGUUGGGAUGGAAGUUCUUUGAUCAUGCAGCACAUCUUGGGGGAGCUCUCUUUGGCAUGUGGUAUGUAACAUACGGGAAUAAUCUUAUAUGGAAUAACAGAGAACCAGUGGUGAAGGCUUGGCAUACAAUGAGGACUUGGGCCAGAAAGAAAUGAAGCAGGACCCCUGGAUUUUAGAAGAUACUUGUACAGAUGUGUGCUACUUGGAAGAGAGGCCAGUGGAUUAGUUAUUGCAUAACUGGACAGCAAAUACUGGGAUCUUUAAUUCCUGAUGUCAUAACCCACACUUGAAUAUAAAUGUAUUUGGUAUAAAAUAUGAUAUAAAGGAGACAAUAAAGAUUUGUAUUUUAUUGC